Messenger RNA from Setaria italica (foxtail millet), 621 nucleotides. RefSeq names its product light-harvesting complex-like protein OHP1, chloroplastic. Lineage: Eukaryota; Viridiplantae; Streptophyta; Magnoliopsida; Poales; Poaceae. The coding region runs from base 129 to 467 and encodes 112 amino acids. The record is from RefSeq and is a predicted model, not a curated record. The transcript has 3 exons.
ACGCCGCCAGCCACGUACGUCUGAAUCAUCUCAUCCUCUAAAACAUGCUGAUUCUUGCGGAGUCCUAGACCCAACGUCUCAUCUAGAAGGAACGGCAAGAACAGAACACCGAAAGAACAAUUCCGGCAAUGGCAGCAAGGUGCGCUCUUUCUUCCCCAUCCUGCUUGGUUCGUCAACCCCUCUGCGGCAACAAACUCGGCAAGAAGCUCACUCCAUGCCUGCCAUCGCCAAGAGCCGUAAGGGUGAGAGUGAGCGCUGCAAAGCUUCCUCCGGGGGUUGAGGUGCCCAGGGUGCAGCCAAAGCUGAGCGAGCCCUUCUUGGGAUUCACCCAGACCGCCGAGAUCUGGAACUCCAGGGCCUGCAUGAUUGGCCUCAUCGGCACCUUCAUCGUGGAGCUGGUGCUAAACAAGGGGAUUCUUCAGAUAAUCGGGGUGGAGGUGGGCAAGGGCCUCGACCUUCCUCUUUAAUUGCCAUUGCCAAGCUGAUAGCAAGUUUUACUCCCUCUUUUUUGUCUUUCUGAAACCUAGCUAUUAUUGCUCUAAAAAUAUUCUGUCGAAUGAAGAUGCUCAUGUAACUCGGUUAUUGCGUAAUCAUAUGGCGGAGUUCUUUUAAGUUCUUGAA